UAAGAGGUCCGUAUAAUAGUUCAUUGUAAAAUUAAUCGUCUAUUUUCAUGUACUAAGUUUUCUGCAUGAACGUUGCUAUCGGUAGUGAUGUCCUCGUACACAUUUAACCAAAAAGCAUUUACACCGAUUCCUCCCGAGAAAGGAAGUUUUCCGCUCGACCAUGAGGGAUCCUGCAAGGAGCUUAUGAUCAAGUAUAUGCGCUGUUUGUUUCAAAAUAAGAACGAGAAUACAAUGUGCAGAAGCGUAGCAAAAGAAUACCUUGCUUGCCGAAUGGAUAACGAGCUAAUGGUGCGAGAAGAUUGGUCCGCUCUUGGUUACUCUGAUGAGGUCAAGGAGACAUAACAACAGCGAUUUAUUACUAAUCGAUUUGCGCGACAUAGUAGAUUUACGAACUUUCCUGCUGAUUAUUGCAUUUGUUUUACCUUGAAAAAGAGAUUAACAGAUUUUACUGAUAAAUUUUUAGAUAAUAUAUACGUAUAUAUGUGUUUAGAAAUUAUAUGUAUACAUACUUUUAUUUAAUACGAUUGGCGAAUGGUGACUAGACAGUAUGAAAUAGUGAGUUUCAUUAAACACAAAUUAAAGUGAUUCCAGUGCAGUGGACAGAUUUGGAAAAUAAGUUAUUAAGCAUUUGAAGCAACUUGGUAGAAACAAUAGCACAUCUGUUAUAGAGAUUUAAAAAGAAGAUAUUCCAUUUAACUUAGAUCUUUGUUAAGUGUAGUUUCCUGUGGAUCUAAGUAAUCAAGGCAUCUUGCAACUUGCACUAGAUGGCCUAAAAGAAUAAUAGUAAAUUGUUGUCAUUGUUGAAAAGUCCAAACCUAUUCCAUAUCAUCUGUUGAGAAAAUCAAUAGUAAAGGUUUCUAUAAUAUAAGCAGAAAAUAAUAAAAAUAAAUUGUUAGAAAAGAGUUCCAAGUUAAAAACCUAAA
Messenger RNA from Osmia lignaria (orchard mason bee), 923 nucleotides. RefSeq lists its product as uncharacterized. NCBI's taxonomy places the organism in Eukaryota, Metazoa, Arthropoda, Insecta, Hymenoptera, Megachilidae. Gene Ontology annotation, cellular component: mitochondrial intermembrane space. The record is from RefSeq and is a predicted model, not a curated record. Gene Ontology annotation, biological process: mitochondrial respiratory chain complex IV assembly.